Molecule: messenger RNA, 644 nt
Organism: Aspergillus homomorphus CBS 101889
Lineage: Eukaryota; Fungi; Ascomycota; Eurotiomycetes; Eurotiales; Aspergillaceae
Exons: 1
Coding region: 186-524 (112 amino acids)
Source: RefSeq, a predicted model, not a curated record
CCAGGGAAUCCUUUCCCUUCUUACCCCAUGGGUCGUUCUGGCGGCUAAUCAGCACGUGUAGACAAGACGAAAACAACUAUGCCAUUUGUCAUACCUUCACACCACAUAACAACUGAACUACGGAGUCUGGCAUUCUGAAUUUGGCGUAGUAUGUAUGAAUUGGGCUCGAUCACAAGUCGAGAUAGAUGGCAUUCCCAAAGAAAAAGACUUUUUCACAGGAGCAUUUUAAGCCACUCCCUGCAACAACUUCUGCUUAUCAGAUGCAGCUUCAAAGUGCGCUCAACAUGGCGUCAUGCACUGGGGAGAAGACUUGGUUCGAGCCUUCUGUUUCAUGGCGUCAUGCCCUAAUCAUUGUCGGAGUAUUUUCAGGUACAACGAUAAGCACUCACACCACAAUGACAGCUCUCAAGCCGAAGAAGAGAGACAAGCACAGAAGGGGUGAGAACCCGCCAAUUGGGGAAGGUUGCUGUGAGCCCCGUCAGGUUGACGUCAGUCAAGUCGCCCGAGGGUCUAUUAGUAAUUGAACCGCCAUGAAUAAUCAAUGUCCCAACUAGUUAUAUCGAUCAUGUAAAGGCAAGGCAAUGAUAACAAUAUAUGAUUUGAUUAUACUAGUAAGUUGCUACCGCAUUUCCCCGGAUGUUUAG